Molecule: messenger RNA, 2057 nt
Organism: Alternaria rosae
Lineage: Eukaryota; Fungi; Ascomycota; Dothideomycetes; Pleosporales; Pleosporaceae
Exons: 1
Coding region: 290-1645 (451 amino acids)
Biological process (GO): ubiquitin-dependent endocytosis
Cellular component (GO): cytosol; cytoplasm; plasma membrane
Molecular function (GO): protein-macromolecule adaptor activity; ubiquitin protein ligase binding
Source: RefSeq, a predicted model, not a curated record
CCCUCAAAAUGCGUCUACGUCUUUAAAUAAGACCACGCCCUACCCCGAGCUACCCCUUUGGUUACUUUGACAGCUAGAAUAUGUUCCUGCCACAGACUCUCUAUAACCACCUCCAUUCCCACAAGGUUAACUCUUGAACGCCGCCGCUUUCAACAGUAGCUGCACCUGCAUAUCGGAUCUCGGCCCACUCCCUCACUCGAUUGGACAGCGCCUUAUCUCGCAGAUUCACAGCUGCCAACAUCCACUCACGUCACUCAAUCUCAGCCCUACCCCGGAUUCUUUAUCAGACAUGCCCGGUCGCCUGUUGAGUACCCUCGCGAGGGUGGCACCCACACCAUUGCCUAAAUUGGACCACGUCAAACCGCACGCCGAAGGCCUGCUUCCGCCAGUCUACUCCUACGACGCACCCCGCGUAAAAGCAAAGUCAAAGUCGGAAGAGUCGCUCGUCAUGGACAUCUUCAACCGCCACAAGCAUGACAAGCAUGCGAAAGAAAAGGACGAAGUCAAGAAGAGCCCCAAGGUUGAGGCCCAGGGCGCGGCUUCCAUGAACAUGAGCGUUGAGUCGCCGCCCAUUGUCUUCUACAACAGCCCCCAGUCUUCGACCGGCGCUAUUUUUUCGGGUCAGCUCGUCAUCAACGUUCAUGACCCCUACGUCACCGUGGAAAAAUUCGAGAUGCGCAUGCUCGCCAUCGUUUCCACUAAGAAGCCUGUCGCCCCACACUGCCCCGAUUGCAGCACGCAAACCACCGAAAUCCACAAGUGGGAGUUCCUGACGCAUCCUACUUCGCUGCGUCAUGGCCCACACACAUUCCCCUUCAGCCACUUGCUGCCGGGACACUUGCCUGCGACUACACAUGGUAGCCUCGCCACAGUCGAUUACUAUCUUUCCGCUGUUGCUACUACCUCAUCGGGUAAGAUUACCUACAAGCGCAAUCUUGACAUCAAGCGCGCCAUCUUUCCCGGAGCCGAGAAGCACUCUAUUCGCAUCUUCCCUCCCACAAACCUUACCGCUUCAGUGAAGCUACCACCGGUCAUCCACCCGAUUGGUGACUUUCCCAUUGAGAUGCGCCUAUCUGGUAUUGUGCAGAACAAAGGAGACUCACAAACACGAUGGAGGCUCCGCAAGCUCAACUGGCGCAUUGAGGAGACCCAGAAGUUCAUUGCUCCAGCCUGUGCCAAGCACAUCUCCAAGGUCGGGGGCGAGGGCAAGGGUGUCCUUCACGAGGAUGUUCGCGCCAUCGCCAGCGAGGAGGUCAAGACUGGCUGGAAGACCGACUUUGAGAAGGGCGAGAUUGACGUCGAGUUUCAGGCCGCCUGCAACGUUGGCCUCAAGCCUCUUUGCGACAUGGAGAGCCCAAGCGGCAUGAGCGUCAAGCACAACCUAAUCAUUGAGAUGGUCGUCGCCGAAGAGUGGGCACCCCUCAAGAAGCUCAACCAAGCCACUCCUACUGGCGCCGCUCGCGUUCUCCGUACUCAGUUCCACCUCGUGCUCACUGAGCGCUCUGGUAUGGGUAUUGCUUGGGAUGAGGAGCAACCUCCUCUCUACGAAGACGUUCCUAUCAGUCCCCCGACUUACGUCGACGACUGCGAAUUUCCUUUCUCCAACAGCAGCUCCCGCUCUGGUAGCUUCAGCCUGGAGCAAUAACCGCGAGCUUCCUAUUUCCUUUCUUCGCUUAUACCCCAUUUCACGAUGAGAUCAUCGACGCUUCACGAAUCUCCUUACUGUGCCAUUGGUCUAUUUUCGCUUGGAACCAUCACUAGUGGACUGUAGGAUAUACCCGGCGUCGCGUUUACAUGCUCGCCACUCUUAUUGGAUUUUUUGUACGGCGUUCGGUUCAUUGCUGGCGUGCUUGGGUUGAGCCACUCUUGCAUCGAUGGGACAUAUCCAGCAGGCGUUUUCCUUGGUACAAAGAAAAGUUCAACUCAUAGAUCAUAUUUUGUGACUGGCAUAAUAGGACGUAAUACAUAGUACAAGCAGAAUCAAUUUCUACGCUCCGACAUGUCCUUCUCCCACGUCCUUUUGAGGUAUAUUCCAAACAAUUGACUGCCUUCAUCAC